This is a messenger RNA of Taeniopygia guttata (zebra finch), 12297 nucleotides long. The record is from RefSeq and is a predicted model, not a curated record. NCBI's taxonomy places the organism in Eukaryota, Metazoa, Chordata, Aves, Passeriformes, Estrildidae.
GAUUCCAUGACUGUCACUGGCCUCCCAGGUCCGGGUUUCACGUGUGUCACUCAUAAAUGCUGUAUCUCAUCCCAAAUACCCCUCUGGCAUCAUGGUGGGGUUUCAGACCAGCUUUGGAAUUCCCUGUGCUGUGCUGUGUGUUCAUGGAUCACUUCCUGCACUGUGUUUUUUGGAGAGCCACGCUCUUACUGCUUUUCCAGCCCCUGGCUGGAUGGUUUUAGGACCCCCUCAUUGUACCUCCUCUCCUUUCCAUCUUCCCAUCUCUUCACUGCAAAUCUCUGUAUUUCUUCCCAAAGAAGAGGCUGCAGUCUGUGUUUCACACUGAGGCUCCAAACACUUUGCAGAGUCAAGAGCUGUUUCCUGGGGGAACAGCAGGGAGAGAGAGGGAUGGGGGCACAGCAAGAGGGCAUCCCCUAAAGUGGGUGAGUAGAAUAUAGGUUUGGGAAAUCUGAAGAGACAGAAAAAUGUAUUAAAAACAAUUAAUAGCUGCUCCAACCAAGGAUUUAACCUGAAACCAAAGCCUUAGGGAGGGAGGAAAUGAAGUGGCGUAUGAUUGUUAUUUUAUUGCUUAAUAUUUUUUUUUUUUAAAUAUGAUAUGCUAAAUGCAAAUAAGCAUUUGUACCAAGCAGGAGAGGGAGGGGAUGGAAGACAUGCCGGGAAAAGUGAGUGGGAUCUAGGUUUUGCAUCGUUCACUGAAUUACUGGCAGGUCUUUUGUAACAUCUGUUAAAAAUAAAACAAACAUUCAUUUCCAUUUCUCACUGCCUGAGAUGGCUCCUGAAAAAAAAUUUCAACCUGUCCAGGAAUUCGUCUUGAAAGUUGCCCUCCCUCUCCUCACGCCUCCUCCAGGGGAGAUUUCCUUCCUGGACUUCCCAGGGGCUCCAUUAGCCCCACAUUAAAGCCUUUCUACUUUGCUCUAAAACUCUCCAUCGGAGUAAAAGGAAUUCUAAUAAACCACUGGGAAGACUCUGCUAUUCACUCUUUCCAUGGAAACACGGCGCUGCCUUGGAGCAGAGCUCCUCUCGAUGGAGCCUGGGUCACGGCAGGAGGAGACCAAGGAGGGUUGCAGAGAUGGUUUCCAUUAUAAGAGACCUUUUGAGAGAAAUAAUCGCUGCUCUCCCACCAAGGAAAGCCUUGGAGAUGUCGGGGCCUCGGCACGGCGCGGGAGCGGGGCCGGCCUCGGAGGGGGUGCUGCUGGGAAUGGGAUCUGCUGGGCGCUGAGAAACUCAUUAAAACAUCUGAUCAGUGGAAAUUAAGGCACCCAGGAGUGAUUCCUCCCUCUCAGUGGGAAGGUUGGGUCCAGCAGGGUGGGUGGACCCGUGCUGUAGGAAGAGGCUACACGAGGGGGCUCGGGGGACGUGGGGUACGGGGAGGGCACGGGGUCAUGGGAGGACAGUGGUGGCUCCACGCCCAAGGCUGUGCUGCCCAGACCAAACAUCACACCACAAAAAUACAUUUUUCAAGGCCAAAAAAAGCCUGUUUGCUCUGGGAGGGGAUUUCUGGCUGUUCUCUGGGUCCCAGAUGGGAGCUGGACAAGGAGGUCAGUGGAUGGAUCCCUACCUAAAGCCACUGUGAUAUAAUUAAUUUCCAGCCUCCUCGCAGGCACAGUCAUCCCGAGUGUUGCUGUUCUGACACUAUGCUGCAAGAUGAAGGAUUUUUUUUUUUUUUUUUUUAAGCGUGAGGAAGCUCGUUAGAAAUAGCCCGAAGGGCAAAGUUAGGAAAUGAAAAUCCAUCGGAUCCGCUCGGAGCCGAUGCACAGAGCUUGAUGAGAGCUGGGGCAGGGCUGCUGCUCCUGCCUGCAAGCAGCCACCACACGUGUGGGGUGUGUGGCACCCCAGCCAGGGGACAAAAACCAUCCGUUGGGAUGGCUGGGAGUGGGGCUGAGGGAAAAUCUGCCAGGAAGAGGGAUGAAAGAAAGAUGAAUGGAAAAGAGCCAGCUUAGAGCAGCCUGUGUAGGUGCUGGGGAGGUCCUUGGACCCCAGGUUGGCCACUCAUGUCAGGGCUGGAUGAGGAGGCUGGUGGGAAAAGCAGUUUUCUCAGGAUGCCUUAUCAUUUAGGUCGAAGUGGUGAGACACCAAGGGAGCUGGAGUGCCUUUGUUUUAGCAGCUCCAGAAAUAACAUUGCUGUGAGUCAUUAUUUUUUAGCCUCUCCAGGGCAGGAGGUGUGGGGUUAGGUCCAGGGAAGCCUCCAAAGGUGAGCCCUGCUCUCAUGGCAGGGAAGAUGGGAAAAGGCUUUUUGGUGCUGGUCGUGCUGUUUUGUGGUAGCUCAGGGUGAGAUCUACUCCAGGAUGCUCUGGAUCUGGAUUUUAUCAAGGGGAUGGAAACUUUUCAAUCUGCACAACUGAGCAGCAGCAUCCUCUGUGAGCUUGGAGGUUUUAAUGAGUGAAGUUAAUUGGUGUUAUAGGUGGUGGUCUCCCACCCAGUCAGUGGUUUGGCUUAGAUAGACAUGACCGUGUCAUGCAAACAGAGGUGAUGUGGGUGUUGACGCCUCAGAAAUGCUGAGAAGUCAUGAAAUCAGCCUCUUUGAACCCGUAAAUCGUAGGUGCAGAGCUUUAAAGAUUCCAGCAAAAUAACAGUGUUUAGCAAUCAAAGUGUUUGGUGGUGAUUUAAUUUGCAUAUGGGGCUCUCUGGGGUUUGUGGUUUCAACCUUUCCCCCCACCACAGUGAGGUCAGGGUUGGAGGAGAGCAGGGAUGAGGUCUUCCUGAAAUCACAGGACUCCUGGAGGUGGGAAUUUCAAACAUACCAGAGCUGGGAAAUAACAUGGACAGACCAGAUUGUUGAAUUUAUUGGAUUGUAGAGUAAAAAUAACAAAUCCUUUAGUCUUCUGUCAAUCCCAGAGGAGAAGCUGGGGGUGACGUCCUUUGGGUCCAUCCCACCUUGGCUUUACUAGGGUGGCAGUCACGGCUCGUGAUGCCAAGCAAUGCCAGGCUCUUGUGUGUGAAGGGCAGGGCAGAUUGGUGAUUAUGGGGAAUAACACCAAGUCCCUGGAGAGCCAUGAGGUCCCAGCUUGAUUUACCAUCCUGCAGAGAGGCUUGUGUGAAGCUGGAGGUGGCUGGGAGCAUAUUGUGGUGUAUUACCCACAAACAGCCAGACUGGGUCUGCCAUGGGGAUGGGGAUGAGGAUGAGGAUGGGGAGGAAAAAGACAGGGGAGAUGAGAACAAGCAGUCUGCUUUUGCAGGUGCUGUGUCCCCUUGUGAGGUCUGGUCUGGUUUGCAGCUUGAUGGCUCCUAUCUCGAGUAAUUAACAGGGAAAAGAGAGGGCCUGGUUAUCCAUCCUUCAAGAGCAAGGGGUUGAAUUGAAAGGCAGCGCCUUGGAAGUGGAUCAAAUAGCUCUCCAGCCCCCCGCGUACGGCUCGGAAACUUGCUGCCGUGCUGCGUUAUCAAGGUGAACAGCUUUAGUUCAAUUAACGAGAGGCUCAGAGCGGAGCCGGGGGAGGAGGCAGGGCUGGGGAUUUGUGCCCUUCGGGCAGCAGCCGGAGCUCCGCGGCACCGAGCCGGUACCGACCCGGCACCGACCCGGCACCGACCCCGGUACCGACCCUGGCACCGAUCCCGGCACCGACCCGGGCACCGACCCGGCACCGACCCCGGCACCGACCCGGGCACCGACCCCGGCACCGACCCGGCACGGGUGUCCCGGUGUGCCAAGACCACCACAGCUCUGCAUCCCUUAGCGAGGGGACCAGCUCCCCCUCCUCGCCUCUGCGACGGGUUUUAUUUAUUUACCCCCUGGAAAAAAUCGGUGUGUGUAUGUAUGUGUGUGUGUGUGUGGAUGGAUGGAAGGGUUGCUUCUUUGUUAGCACCUCCCUUUCCCCCUCCUGCUAAUAAUAAACCUCCCCAAAAUCAAUCGCUGCCAGCGAUGAUUGCCACCAGCUCACCGUGCACCUCCAUCCCCGCAGAUAAUGGUGCUGGGAGCCAGCGCGCCUGGAUUUUUCCUGCCGGUCGCUGCCUGGGCUGCAGCUGGCUCCGGCACGCAGAAAGCUGCAGGUGUGAUUUGUUCAUUUGCCUCCACCUCCCCCCUUUUCCCCCCUCCUGCUCCGCUUCCCUGCCGAGCCCACCUAGCUCAUCCCACCCAGCUCAUCGCGGCGGUCAGACCCGCAUCCCACCCCGCGCCCACUCCGGCAUCUCCCCGGUGCAGUGCUGGCGGAGGGUUGGGAUGGCUGGGGCUGGAGAGAGUGUGUGCAGAGGGGAGAGGAGGGGGGGUUAAUCUGAUCCUACGAGGUUGGAAAAGGAAGAAAAAAAAAAAUCAAAACUAUAAAGAAGGCAGCAGCCUCCUCCUUUUCCUUCUCCCCCGCUCCAGAGGAUUAAGCCUACAAAAAAAAAAAAAAAAAAAAAAAAAAAGAGAGAGAAAAAAAUGUCUGCAGCUUUCUGUUGACCCUGCAUGAUGGCAUUUUUGCGCUCUGUGUGCUGCCUCUGCUGAUUGCUAUUCCUGGCACAAACACACACACACACACGCACACACACACACACACACAGCCCCAGCACGGCUCACACGGGCACGGCGAGCCCACUCCAAAAUACAAAAAAAAAAAAAAAAAAAUACAAAAACAAAACAAAAAAAAGCCCAAACCCAACCCAAAGCGGUGCCGCUCGGUGUCCCUGGGCACCCUGGUCUCUGUCGGGAGAGCUGCCAGCACCCGCUGCCGCUCGCCCUCUCCUCCACCCCACUUCUCACCUCGGUCCCCAGCUCCAGCGAGCACUUUCUGCCGGAGCCGCCCGCAGCCAGAGCCCUCCACCACUCCUACCGCUGGCAUUACAUUUUCAGGCUGGAUGCUAUAGGGCCGUUUCUAAUUACCUUAUAUCCCCUAGUGGUCUAUGAAUAAUGGAUCUAAUCUGGCUACUGUGCUCUGGAAGAGGAGGAGAGCGAGCCAGCAGGAGAGAGAGGAGAGAGCGAGGACCAUCGCAGAUAACGAGCCCGCGCCAUGCAGUCCUUUCGAGAAAGGUGUGGUUUCCAUGGCAACCAGCAGAGCUACCAGCCGACUUCACAAGAUACAUCACGCCUGGAGAAUUACAGGCAUCAAAGUCAGGCAGGGCCGAACUGCGAGCGGCAGAGGCUGGUGGCGAAGGAGUACUACAGUCAGCAGCAGCUGCCCUACGCGGGCUAUGAGAACAGCGCCGUGGAGAAAUACCACCGGGGAAACAAGCAAUUAGCGGGGCAGCAGCUGCAGGGCAGGCCAGCCUUUUCCAAUUACACUGUGCAGGAGAACAGCCCUUAUCCGGCCCGGUAUUCCGGGGACGAGAGCCUGCAGGCGUGGGGUGGCCAGCCGCAGGCACUGCCCGGCGGCGUGGCCAAGUAUGAGGACAACCUGAUGAAGAAGACAGUGGCGUUGGCGGGUGGGCGGCCGUACCAUGAGCCGGCGGCCACCUCGCUGCCCUUCCGGACUCACUUCCAGCAGCAGCCGCAGCAGCAGCAGCAGCAACAGCAGCAGCAGCAGCCGCCCGCGCUCCCCUACCCCAAGCUGCAGCGGCAGAAACUGCCCAACGAUGUCUCCUCACCCAUGCCCUUCUCACAGAGCCCUCACUUCGGGCAGCACUCCCAGUCCUUCCCUGCCUCCUCCACAUACUCCUCGGUGCCGGGGGGCAGCCAGCCGGCACACUCCUACAAGAGCUGCACGGCGCCCUCGGGGCAGCCGCCGCUGGAGCGGCCCCUGGGUAGCGCUGCCAGCCUGGCCCCCGGCCCCCGUGUGCCCAACCUGCACGGCUACCAGCCCAACCGCAUUGGCUACGAGCAGCCCCCACAGCCGCCGCCGCAGCCCCCGCAGCCGCCACCACCACAGCCCCCACAGCCACCGCAGCCCCCGCAGCCCCCACAGCCCAUGCAGGGGCGGCAUCACGCCUCAGAGACCCUCCACUACCAAAACCUGGCCAAGUACCAACAUUACAACCAGCCAGGCCAGACCUACUGCCAGGGCGAUGCGCCGCCCGUCCGGACGCCGGAGCAGUACUACCAGACCUUCAGCCCCAGCGCCAGCCACUCGCCGGCUCGCUCCGUCGGCAGGUCCCCGUCCUACAGCUCCACUCCUUCCCCUCUGAUGCCCAACCUGGAGAACUUCCAAUACAGCCAGCAGCCCCUGAGUGCUGGUGCCUUCCCGGCCGGCAUUGCUGACCACAGCCAUUUCAUGCCGCUGCUGAACCCUUCUCCCACUGACGGGACGAGCCCUGACACUCAAUCUGGGAACUGCAAAAACUUGCAGAAGGAGAAGCUGCCCGAAAACCUGCUGUCAGACCUGAGCCUGCAGAGCCUGACAGCACUCACCUCCCAGGUGGAGAACAUCUCCAACACGGUCCAGCAGCUGCUGCUCUCCAAAGCGGCUGUGCCCCAGAAAAAGGGCAUCAAGACGCCAGCAAGGACCCCUGAGCAGCUCAAGGGGCAGCACUGCAGUCCUGAGAGCAGCACCUACUCGGCAGAGCAGGUGGGGACCCCCCUGUCCGACCCACUGAGCACCCCCCAGUCUGUCCACGCUGAGACACAGGACACUGACUAUCUCAGUGGGUCAGAGGACCAGCUGGAGAGGAGUUUCCUGUACUGCAACCAGAACCGCAGCCCUGCACGAGUCAACAGCAACUCCAAGGCAAAGCCUGAGUCAGUGUCCACCUGCUCUGUGACCUCCCCAGACGACAUGUCCACCAAAUCAGAUGACUCUUUCCAGAGCAUCCACGCCACCCUGCCCCUGGAGACCUUCACCAAGUAUGUGAGCAAUGAACGGGACUGCCCUCGACUGCUCCUCAGCGCCCUGUCCCAAGAGGAGCUGGCUUCUGAGAUCAUCGUCCUGCAGGAUGCCAUCAGUGAGAAGGCAGACAAAGCCUGGGCCAACUUGCCCAUGCUGGGCAAGGAGACCACCAAGUCCCCCUUCCAGAUGGAGAACCACCGGCCCAGCCUGGACUCCAUGGUGAAAGGUGCCUGGCCCAGCCAGGGUGACUCCAGCACGCUCACUGAGCCCCUCAAGCUGGACAAAGCUUCAGGGGCCAGCACAGGGAAGGACUUUAGUGAGGAGGUGUACGAGGGUCCCCAGGUGGAGUUUCCAGCCACCGAAAGCAAGGAUGUGCUGAAGGACGCUGCCCCACUGGCCUUCAACUCCAAGCCCAGCAUCCCAGCAGCGACCUCAAGCGCGGGAGCCACUGGCUACAGCUGCUACUCAAACACCACCGCCAACUCGGUGGCAUCUGAGAAUGCCAUGGAGCAUUUUGAGUGGCCGGAGGAGAGCCUGGGUGAGGCCUGCCUGCGGUGGAAGGAUCUCCAGGCCACCGACCUCCCCAAGGGCUUGUUUCCCAGCAAAUUGGUGAGCUCCUGCAAGGAGAAAAAAAACGCCUGCGGCUUGGACCUGUGCGAUGGAGAGCAGCCAGCCAAGAGUGAGCCGGUCCAGGACUUUGGCCAGCAGGUGAUGGAGGAGGAGGAGGAGACACUGACCUAUGAUGAAGCAACAAAGGCAGACAGCGAAAGGUGGCUGCAGGAUACCCGGCACUGCUGCUCAGCUGGGGACUUUAGUGAGAUCCCCAUCAUCUCCUCGCCGGAUCUGAAGGAGUCAGACCUGGAGGCAGAGGAGUACUCCUCACUCUGUGAGCUGGCUGGCUCGGAGCAGAAGUCGGUGACAUACGAUGCCUCACCACCAAAGCCCCCGGAGAUGCCAGCUGUGCUGUCCUCCAGCGAGGUGCCUGUGUCUGCCGAGGAGACCGUCAGCACAGUGGAGAAGGAGAGCUCAGCUCCCACCCCACGCCUCUCUGGCCAGUCUGUCAUCCUCCUGGGCCCUGCUGUGGGCACGGAGACCAAGGUGAAAAGCUGGUUCAAAUCUUCCCUGCCCCACAUCCAGCCUGAGGAGGAGAAUGGCGGAGGGGAGACAUCCCACCUGGAGGCGGCCGAUGCUGAAUCCACCUCAUCGGUCAUGGUGAAGCAGCAACUCACGCCAGAAAAUGUGCUGGGAAAGAUGGAGCCUGUGUCACGGGGCAAGAGCCUCCGCAACAAGAGGGUCCACUGCCGGCUGCCAGAGGGGGAUGGCCCCGGCAGCACCGUGCUGAGUCCCUUCGAUGAGCUGCCAGCAGCCAGCAGUGUGGCCGGCGCCUGCCUGGGGCCAGACGGACAGACAGAGGUACCGAGCAAGAGCGCCCAGAGCCAAACACCGCGGUUUCCAGCCGAGGGGCUGCCAGCACGCAUGUGCACCCGCUCCUUCACCGCCCUGGCCGAGCCCCGUGCCCCUGCCCCGCUGGAGGGACUGAAGGCUCCCACGCACCAGGAGAAGCUGGGGAAGAAACCCGGCUGCAGCGUGAAGCAGCGGGUGGCUUUCAAAACCAGGAAGCGCAACAGCCGGCCGGCCCCCAGGGUGGUCCAAAACGCCAGCGAUGCCACCCUCCUGGUGCCCGGCUUGGUGGUGGCGGAGGAGGUGGCAGGGCCGACACCACUGGAGGGGGACGCGGUGGAAGCCGGGGAGAGGGACCAGCGGUCGAUGAUCCUGCGCUCCCGCACAAAGACACAGGAGGUUUUCUACACCAAGCGGCAAAGGGGCAAGCGGGCAGCUGAUGUCCGGCUGAAGAACUGCAAGGCGCCCAAGAAGCUCAUAUCCAACAACCACCUCCCAUCUGCUUUCAAGCUGCCAGCGCCGGGCAGCCCCCACAAGGAGGGCAAGGUGGGUGCCCGGAUGAAGCUGCCCAAGGCAGGGCCGGGCGUGGGGGGCAAGAUGUCAGAGCGGCCGCUGCACUCACUGAAGAGGAAGUCCACUUUCAUCUCCCCCAUCCCCACCAAGAAGAGGAACCUGGUCCUGCGGAGCAACAGUGGUGGCGUGAAGGAGGAGAAGCCAGAGGGUCCCCCCAGCCUCUUCAAGAAGAUGCCAGUGGCCAAGAAGGUGAAAGCCAAGCUGCCCACCAAGAGCUCUGGCGAAGCCAUCCUGAAGCCCCCGCUGCCGAAGGAGGCCCCUGAUGUCUGCAUCAAGAUCACCUCCCGGGCGGCCUUCCAGGAGGCCACCAAGACCAAAGUGCUGCCUCCCCGCAAGGGCCGUGGCCUCAAGCUGGAAGCCAUCGUCCAGAAGAUCACCUCUCCCAACCUGAAGAAGUUCACCUGCAAACCAGCAGCCACAGCAGUGGCAGCCACAGUAGCUGCCUAUGGCUCCUCCCUGAGCCCGGCUGGGGCGGAGCGGGUGGUGAAGCACAGUGGGCUGGCUGUGGCAGUGGGCGAUGCGAGGCUGCCCAGGCUGGGGGCGGCACAGAAGGUGCCCACGAUGCCGGUGGCUGAGCCGCUCUGCCGGAACCCCAAUGGCCGAGCACCAAAGGGGAAGCCGGGUGGUGGGAAGAAGCUGCCCCAUGAUGGCUGCCAGGGGGAGGCUUGUGGGUCAACGCCAGGGACCCAGUCCAGCCCCAAUAUGGUCGCCAAAAACAUGGGGCUCCUGCCCAAGAAGAGGAACCGCAAGGGCAAAGCAGCAGCGCUGGGCAUGGCCAAGGCACCCCUGAGCCCUGCACUGGCACCACCACUGCCCCGGGAGCGCGUAGCCGGCCCGGGUGGUGCGGAGGAGGCGCCUCGGGAGAAGAAACCAAAGACUGAGGAGAAGGAGGCGGGGAGCAGCGACGGCCCUGCGGAGGGGCGCUCCGCCGCCGGGCCGGCGCGGGGCCCGAAGCCGCGGGCCAACCACUCCAACUACAACGGCUACUCCAAGCGGCAGCGGAAGCGCCUGGGCCACGGCAAGGCCAAGGCGGUGCCGGCGCGCUGCAAGAGCCGCGGGAAGCGGCGGCGGCAGCCCCAGCAGGCCCCGCUGCUGCACCCCGCCGAGCCCGAGAUCCGCCUCAAGUACAUCUCCUGCAAGCGGCUGCGGGCGGACAGCCGCGCCCCGCCCUUCGCACCCUACGUCCGCGUAGAGCGGCGCGGAGACUUCACCACCGCCUGCACCGUCGUCAACUCGCCCGGCGACGAGGCGCGGCUGCAGCGGGGACCGGCCGGGCCGGCGCCGCGGCCGCGGGCGGCGCUGCCCGCCUCCUCCACCAUGCACAUGGGGCCGGUGGUGUCGAAGGCGCUGAGCGCCGCGUGCCUCGUCUGCUGCCUCUGCCGCAACCCCGCCAACUACAAGGACCUGGGGGACCUCUGCGGGCCCUACUACCCCGAGGACUGCCUGCCCAAGAAGAAAUCCCGGCUGAAGGAGAAGGCGCGGGCGGACGGGCCGGGCGAGGACUCGGCCGUGCCCGAGCGGGCGGCCCGCGGGCCUGAGGGCGGCUGCGGGAAGGCGGCGCGGCCUGAGGUGGCCGCCGAGGCAGCCAAGCAGAGCUCGCUGCGCUCCAGCCCGCGGGGCAUGUUCCGUCGGCUGCAGAGCUGCUACUGCUGUGACGAGAGGACAGAGGGCGAGGAGGCGGCCGAAAAGCCCCGGCGGCACGAAUGUCACAAGGGCGAGUCCCCGCCGCAGGAGCCGGCGGGUGACACGCAGGAGCACUGGCUGCACGAGGCUUGUGCCGUAUGGACCGCUGGGGUUUUCCUGGUGGCGGGGAAGCUCUAUGGGCUGCAGGAGGCUGUCAAGGUGGCUGCCGACCUGAAGUGCUCGAGCUGCCAGCAAGCAGGAGCCACCGUGGGCUGCUGCCAGAAGGGGUGUCCCCACACCUACCACUACGCGUGUGCCAUCGACACAGGCUGCUUAUUAACUGAGGAGAGCUUCUCCCUGAGAUGUCCCAAACAUAAGAGGCAGCCGGUGUAGCCCCGCGGGCACCCGCCCCGCCGCCAGCGAGGGACCGGCAGAGGAGGCAGCGCCUGGAGCAGAGCGGGGCCGGGCCGGUGUACCGGGGACCCCCCGAGCCCGCUCCGGGCGGGCGGAGCCAGCGCCGGGCUUUCCCUCCCGCCGGGUCCCGGUAAAACCCGGUCUGGAUACGCGGGGGACGGAUCGGGAUCUCCCACCCGCGAUGGCUGCACAGGGGGGCGGGGGGUGUCCGUGUUCAAGGGGGGGUCCCGGCGAUGUUGUCUUACUGUGGGGCCGCCGGACCCUCCGUGGGUCCCGGCUCUCAAUAUCACACUGAUCUGAUCUGAGAUGUUGCCUUCAGCAAACCUCAUGGUGUCUGUAUAUAGUUCAGCGAAGAAGAGGAUUAAAAAAAAAACUAAAAAAAAGACCAAAAAAAAAAGACAAAAAUGAGACAGAAAAAAGAAAAAAAAGGCAAACAACGGCCUGCUGUUUGAAACACCACUCUGCUUUUUCCGUUUUGUUCUUCCAUCUCCUGUUUGCCCCCACCCACACCCAGGGUACUGGGGAGCUAAGGGUGCUUGGUCAGGCUGGUGGGCAUCCACCAGGCUGCCCCAGCCCCUCUCCCAAAUCCCAAACCCUGACUCAUUGCACCCCCCACCCUCCCACUCCAUGUGGCACUGGCACUGCUGGGCUGGGGACACCUGGUUCCUGCUGUCCAGGACCCCCCAAAACUGCCUGUGCUUGGCUUCACCAGCACCCCUUCUGUGGCUCCUCUUGUGGGGGCUUUGCUCCCUGUGCUUGUGCUGAACCCCACAGCUCUGCGUGCUCAACUGGAGGAGGAGGAGGAGGAGGUGUUUGCUUCCUCCCUCCACAUGGGCCUGGCUCACCCCUCACUGCCCUGGGUUUGCUCAGCUCCCUCAGCUUUUGCUUCCUGGCCACCUCAGUGGGGCUGGGGGACUGCCCAACACUUUGCUGACCCCUGCCCACAUCCUCCCUUUGUGUCACCCGCACACCAACACAGGUAGCAACCAGCCCAGGGUGAACCAAAUCCAAAUCUCACCCCAAAAACAGCCACUGGCUGUACCCCAACCUCUGCAGCAUCCUGCAAAGGGGGGCACGCUGCUGCUCCCCCCCAGAGCCAGCGCCCCAUGUCCCCACCGCCUCUUGUGUCCCCUCCAUCCCACCCACCCCAAGGUUUGCUGGCCACACAAUGUCUGUUGUUUCAGCAGCUGCCUCGGACACAGGAGUGAAAAACAAAAAGAGGAGGUGAGAAAAACAAUUUUUAAAAAAGGUAGAAAUAAUAAUAAUAAUAAUAAUAAAAAAAUUAAUUUAAAGAAGAAAAAAAAAAUCCCGUGUCCUUGGCAGUGUUGCCUGAAAUCUGGCUAUUUUUAGUGACAUCUUGUACAUAUGACUGUAAAAUGGUAAACCGUGUGUAUUAUAUAUUGCCUCAUUAUAUAGUGUAUAUAUAUGUAUACAUAUACAUAUAUAUAAUAUAUAUGAAGACUGUAAAUGUUAAGACUAGUGUUCUUAUUAGUAUAUUGCUUCACACUGAAGAUUGUGUGUAACAAGCUGUUUCUAAAAGAUGUUUAUUUUCCUUAAGAGUAAAAAAACAGGUCAUUGCAUUCAGAGCGUCAAUAAAGAUACAACGAUUGUUUUGGAA